GGUGUUACGAUGAAUUAAUGCAUCCCAGUGUCAUCACAUACAGUCUUGAGUUGACACGUUGGUACGUCGUCCAUACUGCUCCAUCAGAGAGAGCUAGCUACUAGCAAGCGCGAGACUUGGUACGUUCGACCCGCCGCUCUAGCUUAGAUCACCAGCUUCUUCCUGCAUCGAGCGAUCAUGGGGGCAACCGCUGACCAGGUGCGAAUUCUCAGCGUCACCCACGUCCAGCCUGACCGCCAGACCACCAACCUGUGGCCGCUGGCCGACGACCACACCAUCAUGAAGCUUUCCUUCCUCGACUCCUUCCACGUCGCCACGGGGCCGAUCCAGCGCCUCUUCUUCUACGACGGCCCCGGCCUCCCGCCCUUCCCGUUCAUCGCCGGCUCGCUCCGCUCCUCCCUGGCUGCCACGCUCCACGUCUUCCUCCCGCUCGCUGGCAAGCUGGCCUUCCGGCCCGCCUCCGGCCACGUCGUCCUGGACUGCUCCCCCUCCGCCGUCUCAUCCUCGCGCGUCAAGUUCGUGGAGGCCGAGUUCCUGCCAGGCGCCGACGCCUUGCGCCGCCUCGCCGGCGACGAGGAGCACGACACCGAGGCGUUCGCGUGGUUGGUGCCGGAACUCGAUGAUGCCGGGAAGCUUCCGGCGCCGGUGCUCGCCGUGCAGGUCACGAGGCCGGCUGGCGACGGCAGAGGCGUGGUGGCCGUGGGCGUGUCCCUCCACCACGCCGUGGCCGAUGGCAAGUCGUUUUGGCAGUUCCUGAGGUGGUGGUCCGCCGCGUCGCGUGGAGACUUGCUCACCGCCGUGCCGGGCGACCUCAUGCCGCCGCCGCCGUUCGACCGGACGGCGAUUCGCCACCGCAGGGAAGAGGAGCUCACCGCCUGGAUCUUGCGGUUGAGAGCGCCAAUGCUUCCUACGCUCGGACAUCGGUGGUCGUCGAGUACUGCGUGCCGGCGCACCAAAACCUUCCUCCUCGUCGCCGACGAGAUCCAGUCGCUGAAGCAACGCCUUUCACAAAAGCUGCCCAAACCGGCGAGCGCCUACGUCGCUAUCUCGUCGCUGGCCUGGACGUGCAUCGUCGGCGCCAAGAUGUCGUCACACAUGAUCCAUGAUGACGACGACGCCUUCCUGAUGGUGCACGCGGACUGCCGGGGCCGUCUCCACCGGCCCCCUAUCGACAAGGGCUUCUUUGGGAACUGUGUCAAGCCAUGCUACGCGAGAGCGAGAGCGGCGAACUUGAUGCCACCGCGCCACCUCGUUGAGCAUAACGACGGCCUUGCCCACGCCGCCGCAGCCAUCCAGGAGACGAUCCGCGACGGCUUGGAGGCGGCAGGGGAAAACCUGUUCGCCAACUUCGGAGAGGUGUUGAAGUACCACAUGGCGCUGCCGCCGGGGAGGGCGAGCACGGUGGGGUCGUCUCACCGGUUCAUGGCGUACGAG
This is a messenger RNA of Aegilops tauschii subsp. strangulata, 1434 nucleotides long. RefSeq names its product malonyl-CoA:anthocyanidin 5-O-glucoside-6''-O-malonyltransferase-like. The record is from RefSeq and is a predicted model, not a curated record. NCBI's taxonomy places the organism in Eukaryota, Viridiplantae, Streptophyta, Magnoliopsida, Poales, Poaceae.